CCCAACGAGGAGAAUCCGCAGUAAAAGGGGCGUGGCUUAAGCGGGCGCGGUGGGCGUGGCCAAGCUCGGAGUCUCUCUCCUAUUGGUCAGUUCCAUCCCCGAAGCUCCGCCCACUCUGUUAGCCCUGAGCUCCGAGCUCCGAUCCGGGCUCAGAACCGAGACGGGACCGAACCGAACCGGAGCCGAAUAGAAACGAACCGGAACCGACAGAGCCCAUAAAGGGACGGGGGGGGAACCCCGAGGGGAGCCGCAAACAUGGGGUACGGCGGCUCCGACAGUUACCGGGUGGCCACCACCGCACAGGACAAAGGGGAAAAGGAGUCCCCUAAAAAGGGCAAGGGGAAGAGGGACCUCGACGACCUCAAGAAGGAGGUGGCCAUGACAGAGCACAAGAUGUCCAUCGAGGAGGUGUGCAGGAAGUACAACACCGACUGCGUGCAGGGCCUGACCCACAGCAAGGCCCAGGAGAUCCUGGCCCAUGGUGGCCCUAUGGUGUCCCUAUGGGUCCCCAUGUAUCCCUAUGGGUCUCUAUGGGUCCCUAUGUAUCUCUAUGGGUCCCUAUGGGGUUCCUAUGGGGUCUCAAUGUAUCUCUAUGGGUCUUAAUGUAUCUCUAUGGGU
Coturnix japonica (Japanese quail) is the source of this 618-nucleotide messenger RNA. The record is from RefSeq and is a predicted model, not a curated record. NCBI's taxonomy places the organism in Eukaryota, Metazoa, Chordata, Aves, Galliformes, Phasianidae.